Toxotes jaculatrix (banded archerfish) is the source of this 10457-nucleotide messenger RNA. It is a transcript of the gene sptb, whose product is annotated as spectrin, beta, erythrocytic. NCBI's taxonomy places the organism in Eukaryota, Metazoa, Chordata, Actinopteri, Toxotidae. Bases 506 to 7579 code for a protein of 2357 amino acids. Gene Ontology annotation, molecular function: structural constituent of cytoskeleton; phospholipid binding; actin filament binding. Gene Ontology annotation, biological process: actin cytoskeleton organization. The transcript has 38 exons. The record is from RefSeq and is a predicted model, not a curated record. Gene Ontology annotation, cellular component: cell projection; cell junction; cortical actin cytoskeleton.
GUCACCAGCUCUUGUCAGGAAUGUCCGUCCCCUGCGCGCACAGAUCAUGUACUGGAUGCGCCCACUUUAUUUUUAACCCGGCGGGGUGGGUCAGUCGCUGGCUUUCGGGAAUGACCGUGGAGCGCGCGGCGCCUUCAGCCCCUUUCCCUCGUCCCCCGUGCAGAACCGUGCCCUUCUCUCGCUGUGGAGACCCCCGUCCGCUCUGACCAGGACAGCGCUGCUUCAAUGGGAUUAUAAUUGGUUUAUUGGCAGGGAGAAGGCUCAAGAUAAACACUUUCGGACAGGACAGCAUCCAGAAGCAAAUUUACUCUCUGCUGAACCACAGGCCUUCCUCUCCUCAGUCCAGUUGCUGCUGUUGCUACUACAGUUUCACGCACACUACUACCUCCAGUAUUCGAGGUCCCUCCUGCCAUUUCUUCCCCCUCCGCUCAUCUUCCUCUUCACCCAGAGCACCUGAGGACGCCGGCUGCCGUCCCCCCACCCGCCUGCCACGCUGGCUGCCGCCAUGACUUCCACAACAGACUUUGAUAAUGCUGAGAUCACGCAGCAGUACAGCCACAUCAACACCCGCUUUGACCUCUCUGAUGAGGAACUAGACAAUGACAACAGCUCUGCCAGGCUGUUUGAGCGCUCACGCAUCAAGGCCCUCGCAGAUGAGCGUGAGGCGGUUCAGAAGAAGACCUUCACUAAAUGGGUCAACUCAAUCCUGUCCCGGGUCGGCUGUCGCAUCUCUGACCUCUACCUGGACCUUCGAGAUGGACGCAUGCUUAUUAAACUGCUGGAGGUGCUGUCCGGUGAACGGCUGCCGAAACCCACUAAAGGUCGGAUGCGUAUCCACUGUUUGGAGAAUGUGGACAAGGCUCUUCAGUUCCUCAAAGAGCAGAGGGUCCACCUGGAGAACAUGGGUUCCCACGACAUUGUGGACGGCAACCAUCGUCUCAUCCUCGGCCUUAUCUGGACCAUCAUCCUGCGCUUCCAGAUCCAGGACAUUAUUGUGGAAACGGGCCAGGCAGACCAGAAGGAGACUCGCUCAGCCAAGGACGCUCUUCUUCUGUGGUGUCAGAUGAAAACUGCAGGAUAUCCCAAUGUCAACAUCACAAACUUCACCACCAGCUGGAAAGACGGCAUGGCCUUCAACGCUCUCAUACACAAACACCGGCCAGAUCUGGUGGACUAUAACAGUCUAAAGAGGUCCAACCCGACCCACAACCUCCAGAACGCCUUCAACGUGGCAGAGCAGAGGCUUGGCGUGACCAAACUGUUAGACCCAGAAGAUGUGUUCACAGAGAACCCAGAUGAGAAGUCCAUCAUCACGUACGUCGUGGCAUUUUACCACUACUUCUCGAAGAUGAAGCAGCUCGCCGUCGAGGGCAAGAGAGUUGGAAAGGUUCUGGAUCACGCCAUCGAGACUGAGAAGAUGAUUGAUAAGUACGAGACGCUGGUGUCAGACCUGCUGACGUGGAUCGAGCAGACCAUCAUCGUGCUGAACAACCGAAAACUUGCCAACUCCCUGACUGGAGUCCAGCAGCAGCUCCAGGCCUUCAACACCUACCGCACUGUAGAGAAGCCGCCCAAGUUUCAGGAGAAGGGUAACCUUGAGGUGCUGCUGUUCACCAUCCAGAGUCGUAUGAGGGCCAACAACCAGAGGGUCUACACACCUAAAGAGGGAGCCCUGGUCGCAGAUAUCAAUAAGGCGUGGGAGCGUCUGGAGAGGGCGGAGCACGAGCGGGAGCGCGUCCUGAGAGAGGAGCUGAUCAGACAGGAGAAGCUGGAACAGAUGGCGAGAAGAUUCGACAGGAAAGCCGCCAUGAGGGAGACCUGGCUCCAGGAGAACCAGAGACUAGUGGCCCAGGAUAACUUUGGUUAUGAUCUGCCGUGUGUGGAGGCCGCCAAGAAGAAGCACGAUGCUAUUGAGACAGACAUUGCGGCGUACGAGGAACGCGUUCAGGCCUUGGUGGACAUCUCGAAGGAGCUGGAGUCUGAGCGUUACCACGAUGCCAAACGGAUCGACGCACGGAAAGACAACAUCAUGCGUCUCUGGGACUACUUGCAGGAGCUGUUGAUGGCCCGUAGGGGGCGUCUGGAUAAGAACCUGACCCUGCAGAGGAUCUUCCAGGAGAUGCUAUAUAUCAUCAGCUGGAUGGAUGACAUGAUGGCUCGGCUGAAGUCUCCAGACUUUGGGAAACACUUGCUGGAAGUUGAGGACUUGUUACAGAAACAUGCCUUGGUAGAGAACGACAUUGCUCUCCAGGCAGAGAGGGUGCACAACGCCAGUGCUGCCGCACUCAAAUUUGCGAACGGAGAUAGCUAUAAGCCAUGUGAUCCCCAGAUCAUCCGGGACAGGGUGCAGCACCUGGAGCUGUGCUACCAGGAGCUUUGUGCCCUGGCAGCCCAGCGAAGGGCUCGCUUGGAGCAGUCCCGCCGCUUCUGGAACUUCCUGUGGGAGGUGACAGAGCUGGAGAGUUGGAUUAGGGAGAAGGAACAAAUUUUCUCCUCCCUGGAUUAUGGCAGGGACCUGACAAGCGUGCUGGUGCUCCAGAGCAAACACAGCGCCUUCGAGGACGAGCUCGGAGCCCGCCGCGCCAACCUCGAACAGGUCUUGGCUGAGGGAGAAAAGAUGAUCCAGGCCAAGCAUUUCGGCUCACCGAACGUUCAGGAAUGCAUGCAGGACAUCGGGAGGCAAUGGCAGCAGCUGGAGGAACUGGCAGCGUUUCGGAAACAGAACCUGCAGGACACUCAGAGAUUCUUCCAGUUUCAGGGAGAUGCUGAUGAACUCAAAGCCUGGCUGCUGGACGCUAAGAGGCAGAUGAGCAGCGAAGAUGUAGGUCAAGAUGAGUACAGCACACAGCGACUACUCAAGAAGCACAACGACCUAAGGAAUGAAGCAAUCAAAAACGGAGCCACUAUUGAUGCUCUAUCAAAGCAGGCCAAUGCGCUGCCAGAGGAACUACAAAACACCCCUGAUAUCCAGAGACGACUCAAAGACAUCAAGGACCUGUACAUGGAGCUCAUGUCUCUGGCUGACCUGAGAAAGAAAAAGCUUGAUGACACUAUGGCCCUGUACACCAUCUUCAGUGAGACAGAUGCCUGUGAGCUCUGGAUGGGCCAGAAGGAGACGUGGUUGGUAGGAUUAGAGGUGCCGGAGAAGCUGGAGGAUCUGGAAGUAGUACAGAACAGGUUGAGCAUGCUAGCUCAAGAUAUGGCAAAUGUUCAGACGAGAGUUGAUGACGUCAACAAAGCUGUGAAGCAGCUGGAGGACAGCAGACACCCUCGCACCAAAGAGGUCAAGGAAUGUCAGACACGACUGAAUAAGAGGUGGGAGGCGUUCAAAGCCAUGGUGGAAGACAAGAAGAGGAAAGUGGAUUCUGCUGUUAGUCUGCACAACUAUGGGCUGGAGUGUGAUGAGACAGAGGCCUGGAUCAAAGACAAGACACGGGUGAUCGAGUCCACACAGGACUUGGGCAAUGACCUGGCAGCUGUCAUGACCAUUCAGAGGAAACUGUUUGGCAUAGAGAGAGAUUUAGCCGCCAUCGAUGCCAAGCUCACCUUCCUGAGGAAAGAAGCUGACCAGCUGGCUAAGGAUCACCCGGAGAACGCAGCCGACAUCUUGGCCCGCAGAGGAGAACUGGACGCAGCCUGGGACGCGCUGAGAAAGACCCUGAAAGACAGAGAGGACUCUUUGGGUGAGGUCAGCAAGUUGCAGACCUUUCUCCAAGACAUGGAUGACUUCCAGUCCUGGCUCUUCAAGACUCAGAAGGCUGUGGCGUCAGAGGAAAUGCCUGCCACGCUGCCAGAGGCCGAGGAGCAGCUCAGCCUCCAUGAUGCUGUGCGUGAAGACAUAAACAACCAUGAAGAGGACUAUCACCGUGUGAGGGACACCGGUGCUCAGGUCACGCAGGGUCAGGAGGACGAUCCUCAGUACCAGCAGCUGGCACAGAGGCUGAAAGGCAUGGACCGCGGUUGGUAUGAACUGCAGAAGAUGUGGGACAGUCGCAAGAACUUCCUGGACCAGGGUCUGGGCUUCCAGCAGUUCAUGAGAGAUAGCAAGGCUGUAGAAGCCAUUCUCAACAACCAGGAGUAUACCCUGGCCCACAUAGACAGGCCUGACACCUUGGCCGGGGCAGAGAAAGCUUUGAAGAAGCAUGAGGACUUUGUGAGCACCAUGGAGGCCAAUGAGGACAAGAUUGAUGGAGCUCUGCAGGGCGGACAGCGGCUGGUGGACAGUAACAACCUGUACUCUGGGAAAGUUCAGGAGAAAAUGGACUCCAUCCAAGACAGGCGUGACAAGAAUAAAAGAAGAGCCCAGGAGGUGUCUGAGAAGCUAACCGAUAACCGCGACCUGCAGCACUUCCUGCAAAACACUCAAGAUCUGACGGUGUGGAUCAAUGAGAAGAUGCUGACAGCUCAGGACACGUCGUACGAUGAGGCCAGGAACCUCCACAGCAAGUGGCUAAAACAUCAGGCCUUCAUGGCUGAGCUGGCCUCCAACAAGGACUGGCUCAACAAAGUAGACCAGGAGGGUCAGGAGCUCAUGGAGUCCAAGCCUGAGUUUGAGCCCAUUGUGAAGGAACGCCUGGCCAAGCUCCACGAGCUGUGGGACAAACUGGAGUCCACCACCCAGGAGAAGGCCCGGCUGCUGUUUGAUGCCAACCGCUCCGAGCUUUUUGACCAGAGCCUGGCUGACAUGAAGAAGUGGCUUGGUGAGCUGCAGCAGCAGCUACAGAGCGGAGACGAGGAUGUUAAAGACCUGACCAGUGCCAACAUCCUACUCAAGAAGCAUCAGAUGACAGAGAACCAGGUGCGUGACCGGGGAAGGGAGCUGGAGGAGCUCCAGGAGGCCGUCAGGAAGCACGGCGGAGGCAGGGAGGAUCAGUCGGAGCUGGAGGCCGAGCAACAGGCCCUGCAGAGGGACUUCCAGCAGCUCCUCACACCUCUGGCUCAGCGCAAAGGCAAGCUGGAGGCCGCCAAGGCUGUCCAUCAAUUCUACAGAGACCUGGCCGAUGAGCUUCUCUGGAUAGAGGAGAGGAUGCCCCUGGCAAUGUCAGAAGAGCAUGGCCACAAUCUUCAAACUGUGCAAAUGCUGCUGAAGAAGAACCAGACAUUACAGAGGGAGAUCGAGGGCCACCAGCCUCGCAUGGACGAAGUUCUGGAGCGAGGAAGGAGGAUGGCGGCCGCCGCCAGCACAGAGGACAGGCCGGAGGCAGAGCGUAUCACGGACCAGCUAAAGGAGCUGGAGGAGGCGUGGGCCCGGCUGCAGGAUGAGAUGGCUAAGCGCCGGGAGAGGCUGAAUGGCUCCAACUUGGCGCAGCAGUACUACAACGACGCAGAUGAGGCUGAAGCCUGGAUAGGGGAGCAGGAGCUUUACAUGAUCGCUGAUGAAAAGGCCAAGGAAGAGCAAAGUGCCAUGCUGAUGCUAAAGCGCCACAUGAUCCUUAAGCAGGCGGUGGAUGACUAUGCCGACUCCAUUCAGAAGCUGGCAGACCGUGCCCAAAAGAUGUUUGCAGAGGAUCAUCCUGAUGGUGAGGAGAUUAUCAGGCGACAGGGCCAGGUGGAUAAGCAGUACGCAGGGCUGAAGGAGCUGGCAGAAGACCGCAGGAAGAAGCUGGAUCACACCUACCACCACUUCCAGCUGAGCCGAGAGGUGGAGGACCUGGAGCACUGGAUCGCAGAGAAAGACGUGGUGGCCUCCUCUCAGGAGAUGGGCCAGGACCUGGAUCACGUCACGCUUCUGAGGGACAAGUUCAGAGAGUUUGCGCGGGAGACGGGGAUGGUGGGACAGGAACGAGUGGACACUGUCAACCAGACGAUAGACGAGCUGAUCGAAGCUGGCCACAGCGAGGCAGCCACCAUGGCAGAGUGGAAAGACAGUGUCAAUGACAGCUGGGCUGAUCUGCUGGAGCUCAUCGACACUCGCGCUCAGCUCCUCACAGCGAAUUACGACCUGCUCAAGUACUUUGAUGAUGGGAAGGAGUUGGUGGCUCAGAUCCACGAGAAGCAGAAAGAGCUGCCUGAUGAUGUGGGAGAGGACUUCAGCAAAGCUGAGUCUUUCCACAGAAUGCAUGCUGCCUUUGAGAGAGACAUCACCGCUCUAGGCAAACAGGUUCAGCAGUUCCAAGAGACAGCUGCAAGGCUUCAUGCCCAGUACGCAGGGGACAAGGCCGACGCCAUCCAGGCCACAGAGCGGGAGGUGGUGGAAGCAUGGAAGGGCUUGCUGGACGCUUGCGACGGCCGCAGGGCACGACUAGUAGACACAGCUGAGAAGUUCCGCUUUUUCACCAUGGUCCGAGACCUGAUGGCCUGGAUGGAGAGCAUCAUUCAGCAGAUAGAGACUCAGGAGAAACCCAGGGAUGUCUCAUCCGUGGAGCUCCUGCAGAAGUAUCACCAGGGGAUCCGCUCAGAGAUUGAGGCCAGGGGAGCCAAAUUCACAGACUGCAUAGACCUCGGCAAGGCCAUGCUGACACGCAAGCACCGAGACUCUGCUGAGAUCAAAGAGAAGCUGGCGCAGCUGAUCGAGAAAAGGAAGGAGAUGAUGUUCAAGUGGGACGACAGAUGGGACUGGCUCAGACUCUUGCUGGAGGUGUGUCAGUUUGCACGGGACGCCUCGGUGGCGGAGGCCUGGCUGAUCGCCCAGGAGCCGUACGUGACCAGUAAGGACCUGGGCCACACUGUGGAUGAGGUCGAGAAACUCCUGAAGAGGCACGAGGCCUUCGAGAAAUCCACUGCCACUUGGGAGGAGCGCUUCUCUGCACUGGAGCGACUCACUACACUGGAGCUGUUGGAGCUGAGGAAGCAGCAACAGGAGAUGCAGCAGUUCCUUAAAGAAGAGCAGCGCUCAGAUAAGGAUAGCAGGAGAGAAGACACAGGCUUUGUAGAAGAAUCUUCUCAACUCUACACUAUUGAGGAACAAACUUUGUCUGGUUCUGGUGCGGUUGAACCCAGUUCAGGUCAGCUGGAGGGGGCGGCUGGUGACUCCACUGUACCCAUAGAGUCAGAGAUGAGAGAGAGUGGCUCUCUGGAGCUGGAGCCCUCUGUCUCAGUAGUGACCCCGAAAGAACCAGAGAGGGCUGCCACCAUGCCCAUGGAGGCCCUCAGAGCCCAGACUGUGCUGCAGGAGGGCCUGCUGAGCCGCAAACAUGAUGUGGAGGGCUCAGGAAAGAAGGCUUCAAACAGGUCAUGGAACAACUUGUACUGUGUGCUGAAGCCAGGUCAGCUCUCAGCCUAUAAGGAUGCCAAAAGCUUUGGGCAUGGAGUGACAUAUCAUGGUGAAGACCCUCUGUCCCUCAGUAACGCCAGCUGGGAAAUCCUCACCAACUAUAAGAAAAAGAAGCAUGUUGCCAAACUACGUCUUGGCGACAGCAGUGAAUAUUUGUUCCAGUGUAAAGACGAGGAGGAGCUCCAGCGUUGGAGCCAGGCCAUGGAGAAGGCCAUUCAGCCCCUGGCAGCGGAGGAGGCGUCGGGGCCCUCAGGGGCCAAAACCCACAGCCUGCCCCCUCCCUCCUCCUCAGCUGCCCUCCCUGAGCCCAGCUCUGCCAAGAAAGACAAGGAGAAGAAGUUCAGUCGCUUUGCCAAGAAGAAGUGAAAGGAGAUGGGAGGGCCAUCAGGAGUGGGGGGGGUUGCCAAGGCAACCUGCAAAGAGAAAGUAGUAUUUGUGUACAAUCAGUCUGAGCGAGCUUUUUAAUCACUAGAUUUUUUUAUAUUAUUUUGUGAGAAUUAACAUAAAUAUUGUAGUUUAGGUUAAAGCCAUUGCUCUUCUGCCUGUAUUUAAGUCAGUGUCUCAUUGCUAAGGUCCACUUUUUUCUUUGUGUUCUCUUUAACAAAUGCCAAAUUCAAAGCAUUAAAUUAAAGCACAGGAAUGCUCCUUUCACACUCAACCAAAGAAUGUUUGUAAAACUUCUCUUGUGUUACUUUUUGCUUUAGUAAGGCAUGCUUUGAUACAGCUGUGUACGAUAUGAAGGCCUGUAAUGAACGUAGGGUGACUCAAGAGUACUGAAGCGUACUUUUAUUAUUUUGCCUUAUAAAAUGGUUGCGAACUGUAAUACUGUGCUGUUUGAAUUUGGUGCACUAAAUGCUACUCAUAGAAUUAGAGUGAAUUUAACGGGCUUUAAAAAGCUUUGUAAAUGCGGUGUAAAGACUUGGUAAUGAGCAAACCGUAGUGCAGUGCUUUACAGUGCGCGCACACACACACACACACACCCCAAGUGUAAUUGCCGGUAUGCAAACUAAACGCUCUAUGCACUGUGAAGGGUUUGACUGUUGAGAUUUUAAAUUGGUGACUGACGACAUAUGAGCAGAUAUGACACCACGAUCAGCCUGUUUGGAAUAUAGACUAUAUUCUCAACUGAGCUGUAGCAGUAGUUAUUUCUGUGAACUUGAAAUAUAUUCAACACUUGUGUAUUAAACCCUAAACUUCUUAUCUAUUCAUUAACAUUUAACAUAUAUACAUAUACAGUAUAUCUACAGAUGCAUGAGGUAUGUUUUAUGUUAGUUUGAUAUGGUGCUAUUGUGAUGUUCUUGAACCUUCAAUCAAGACCAACUUGACCUGCCUUAUUUGUCUUCAAUUUUGGCUUGUAGUAACACAUGAAAGUGUACUCUGUUGGUUAUACCUGAGGGGUGUUUCAUAAAGGUGACUCAGAAAUCCAGGUCUGAAAAAUGCGAACCUAUGAACUGCACUGCUCGCAUCAAUUCAAGAAACAAACACGCAACACAAGAAAGAAAAAGGGGCGUGUGAGAACACCUGCUUGGAAAGGGAGGGGUGAUGGGAGAGGUAUUCACUUUGUUGCAUUUUGCAACCUCACCUCUAGAUGCCACUAAAUCCAACACACUGGUCCUUUAAUGUGUCAACAAGAUGCAGUGCUAUUUAAAAAACUUGAAAGGACCCAAACCAAGUCAUUUACUUGUAGCAAAGAAUAAAGAUAAUAUUUUUUAGAAACUUAAGUUGUAAUUCCAGCAUAAAGUUAAACCUGAAAACUGGCCCGACCAGACUAACUUCCACUGAAACUUACAUGGAUGCAUAACUUAAUGAGCCAACCACGUGUGGGCCCAGGAGCCAAGGUGGUCAACGAAGAGACAGUUUGCAUUUCUAGUUCGAUAGUCAAUCAACACAAAAGUGCAAGAUGAACAAAAAGCAAAUCAAAACAACCACAAAGCAACUACUAGGAAACAUAAAACGACUACAAAGAGAUGCAAAAUGACAUUAAAGUGACACAAAGCUGCAAACUUGGCCGCAUUAGUUUUGUCUCUUUCAGUCUAGGGGUCUUGCUGAAGGAUAGUGAGCCUUCUAUGUGUCUGUGCCCAGGGGCCCAUUUUUUAUUCAUCCAUGCUUAUCUAAGCCUCCCUCACAAAAAAAAAAAAAAUAGGCUGUAUUUUCUGAAAUAAGACUUGUUUACCUGGUAAUUUUGCUUUAUAAAACACCCCUCUAGUCUCACAAGCUAGAUUUUAUUUAUCAGAAAAAGCCUGGACCACUAUUCAAUUUUUUACAGUACCAACCAAAGUCUAGGACAAACUGUGGGUCAGAUGAAUCUUGACUGCUUUUCCAAACCACACAACAGGACCAGGCAUUCUCUCUAUCUAAGGCGAGGAUCAUACAGUAGCAGUAUGGAGCUGAGGGAACGUGUCUUUACUUUGAAUGUUAGGGAAGAAAUAAAGAAGUGAGAAUUUGGUACGAGUAUAAGACAAUAAAGCCAUUAUAGAAGAAUACAUUUGAGUUGAUAUAUGCACGCAGGGAAUAUAGAGUAUAUACAGUAUAUGGAACUACAUUUAUAAAUAUAAAAACUGGUCACCAGGAUGGUGGCUCACACACACUCACACACACACAGCCGUCUUGCCUUGUACUGUGGGCUCUGACCCUGAACUACGAUAUAACUCAAGUGACCUCAUUGAAAUGAUGGAAGCCAGGUGCAGAAAGAUUAACGAGACUGUUCAGCUCAAGAGUUUUCUAGGAAAUUUGGUAGCAUCAUAAAGAUCUCUCUCGAGGUUAUUUACAUGUUCAAAGCAGCGACAUAGUUAUUAAAUUUAUUAUUUUCUCAUGGGCGUCACAAACAAGUAAUACAGAUGUUUCCGAGCGCAGAGGGCCAGCAGAACAUUUUGUCUGUGCUAAAAGUACCAGUAGUCAAAUUUUUCUGUUAUAAAUACACCUUGAAAUGGUUUGGGAAACUUGCAUCACAUGUAUUCAGUCUCGUUUUUAUUGGUCACUAUAUCUGUGGUAUCUCAAACUUUGACACUUCCUACUCUGUCACCUCCUUCCACUUUGCUUAUUCCUCCUCUUCUUCCCUACCUGCCUUUUCUGUUCAGUGGUUUUUAAUCUGCAUUUUGUACUCUCUAGCUAUGUAAAAUAUCCCCCAAAAAUGUUGACAGGAAAUAUCAAAUACAUUUUGAGAGAAUAAAGUUUAAAAAAAAUUCCUGAAACUGUCUGGUUUUGGGUUUAUUUAUGGACCUCUGCAUUAAAUUUUUCAUGUCUA